CACCGGCAGACGCUGCUGCCUCGAGUCUGGUGACCCGCAUUCGCGAGGCGGCUGAGUGGGUCGGCUCACCUUAGUUAGUUAGUUAGCUAGCUAGUUAGCACUCGCUCGCUCGCUCACUCGCUCUCAGCUGCACUCUGCACGCCGGCUGCUGCGCUCCUUCGCACCCUCGCUCCACCCCUGGAUAUUGGCACAAUCAGCGAGACUCGCCGCCUUUCGCACGAUCAAACACGGCCGUUCAUUCCAAAAUGACAGAGACAGCGAAAUUCCUGCUUGUGACGAUGUUCGCUAUUUGGGGUGUCGGUCUCGCCAUGACGGUGAACGGCCCUGACAAAGGUGGAACACAAACCGCAGAAGGCGGACGCAACGAGGGUCGCGGUCUGUUCGCGCCGAGGGUCGAGUACGACGAGUGGACGCCGCUGGGCCACGGCGACCCCCUGAAGAACGACCCGACCUACGACUACGUGCCGCCGGUGCUGGAGCGCGUGCGCUACUGGAUCGAGCCGGCUUCGUCCAAGCAGAAGCCGGCCGCCGCCGCCCACAACAACAACAACCAUCAGCGUCCCAACAAGCAGCGUCCGCAGACGACGGACCGGCGGGACAGCCACCCCUUCCUCACGCUGGUCGACGGGCCCAAGUUCAACAAGCCGCGUCCGCCCUACCGGUCUCCCCCGCCGCGCCCCACGCACACCACCCCCGCCCCCACCACCGACACCACGACCCUGCCGACCACCACCCCUCCGGCCCCGGUCUUCCUGCUGACGACGGCCCUGCGCGCGACGCCCCCUCCCACCCUGCCGCCCCCGACCGCGUACACGGCGCCGGCGUCGCUCACCACCGAUCCGCUCUUUGCCCACUACAAACAGCCCUCGGAGCCCCUGCAGGGGCCCAUGUACCUGAUUAUCGAGGGACACUCCAAGGUGAAGACCUACGGCGCCAGCAAGCCGGCCAACCCGAACGCGGUGAGCGAGUCGAGUCGGCGGCAGCGGCGGCGGAGGCGCAACCGACGCCUCAUCAGUUCCUUCCUCAAGAGUUUUCUGUAGUGCCCCCCGAUGAGUUUGAACUCGCAUUGAAACUGACACCGUGUGAGGGUUUAUAAUACUCGAUAUCUGCUUCGAAUUUUUGUUUCAACCAGCGGGGGCCAGUUGUGCGAUAAAAUUGGUUCGCACUGCGCAGAUCCAAGAUGGCGUCUGAAUGUGGAAAACAAAAAGCUCUCUUUGGAUUGCCGUACGAGUGUCAGGAGUUUGUACAAGUAAUGCAAAUUAUAUGUCACAAUAUUGACAAAAACGACCGUUUUUUCGCGCCAUACUCCACCGGACGCCAUAUCUGCGCGUCGCACGAAUCUGGCCCCCGCUGGUUUGUUUCAACGUUUCUCCUGUGUUCACCUUUUUGUAUUAUCCCGCCUAAAUACUUUUAAAUGUAAUUCAAUAUUAUGGCAAAUCGGUGUUUUCGCAACUGGAUGCCAUAGCUUAAGAGGCUCUCUUUGAUCUUUGCUUUUUUCAAAGAUCGAUUAUUUGUGUGUACGAAAUAUAUUUGUUAAUUGUUAGUCGAUCGCUUCUCAUUCCGCAAUAGUAUGCAAUUGAUGCAAAGUCCCGAGUACCCGGAAUAAUAUUUCUUGCUAAAAGUUACCACAACCACGCGAAUAUUUGUAUGUAUGCGAUAAAUAUAUAUGUAUUAAAAGUAACACGCAAGCUUGCGUCCAAACGAGGAUGCUGCAAUUAACGAGUCUAUGUUUUCUCUUCACAACGUGCAUUUUAACAAACCGUGUAUACAAUGCCCAUUCAAGCAGUGCUCGCUCAUUCAUCAACAUACGCACGCACACCGCAUUUUAUUCAGACACAUUUUGUGCAGCCGCGCGCGGCGUUGAUUAGUGGAUCAGUAUGUCGCUAAUGUGUUUCAAAGGAAUCCUGCCUGCUUGCUAUACGCUUUUUUUUGCUACCGCGUUCGAUUCGAGCUCGUGACUUGCACUUUGUCCGCAGCAACUUUUCAUCCGCUCGAGUUUCCACACACACUUCCAUUCAUUUUCGUCCCACUGUGUUUUAGUCAAACGUGCGAUUAUACUGUGCUUCGAGUGCGAAAUAAAAUGUUCAUAUUUGGCAUGGCUUUUCACGCAAAAUGUGCAAA
Messenger RNA from Cloeon dipterum, 2121 nucleotides. RefSeq lists its product as uncharacterized. The coding region runs from base 246 to 1040 and encodes 264 amino acids. The record is from RefSeq and is a predicted model, not a curated record. The transcript is spliced from 3 exons. Lineage: Eukaryota; Metazoa; Arthropoda; Insecta; Ephemeroptera; Baetidae.